AUGAUGGCAUCCCAGCCCCCAAAAGUUCACGAUCCAAUGUAUAAUUUCGACACUCAUUUUCCGGAGCGUCUGUCUAGGCUACAUCUUCAUGGUGAUUUCAACCUGUCGGGGUCUUUUCGGAAGAAAAAGAAUAAAACUCAGCGAAGUGGUGCAAGGUACAAGACUCAGCCGGUAACUUUUGACGAAAUUACAGAAGUUGACGAAGAACCCUCUGCCUCUGGGGGAGCUGAGAAGGAAACAGGCCCCGAUCAGCUAAAAGGACAGCUACAGGCGUUUUCCCGAUCAAUGGAUGGGUUGUUACCAAAAGGGGUCGGUGUGGAUCAUUCACCCCAGUUUCAACAUCACAUCUCCCACUCAAGAUCGGGAUCCAGGAAGUUUCAAAGACACCCGGAGUGUAUUCCAGAGCGAGUCGAUCUCGAGCAGCAGCAGUCCCCAACUCCACAGCCAGACACGGCAGAAAACAGACUACAGCAACCAAAGUUCCCCGUAAUACAACCUUCAACUAGCAAAGAUGCCACUCCUGCUUCUUUUUUGAUCCCAGCAGACGGACAUGGAACUGAAGCCAAUCUGGCAACUACCCCACCCGUGCCUUCUCCUAAUAUUGGCCAGCGUCGCCAGAAGGUUACAGCAAAAGCAAAGAAACGCCAAAAGGCACUUGAAGACAGUGACGUUUUAUGA
Molecule: messenger RNA, 678 nt
Organism: Candidula unifasciata
Lineage: Eukaryota; Metazoa; Mollusca; Gastropoda; Stylommatophora; Geomitridae
Source: the annotation of a GenBank genome assembly